Rotaria sp. Silwood2 is the source of this 927-nucleotide messenger RNA. Lineage: Eukaryota; Metazoa; Rotifera; Eurotatoria; Philodinida; Philodinidae. The record is from the annotation of a GenBank genome assembly.
AUGCAAGAAGCAACAACUUCAUUAUUUCAACAUGGUGGCACAUUAGAAUCAGCUGUAUCCAGUCGUAUUGUAGCACAACAACUAGCAAGUGAAUUAAAUCGAAAAUUAAAUUAUCAAAAAUCCGAGGAAGAAAUACAAGUAACUGGAAAUGCAUCGAAAAUGUUUGAAGAAGAAUUAGAAAUAAAUGAUUUUCCACAAAAUGCUCGAUCGAAAGUUAUAAGCAAAAUUGAUGUACAAAUUCAAUCGUUAUUUAAUAACAGUAAAAAAUAUAUGAAAGCUAAAGGUAAUGCAUUAAUUAAUCCAAAUGCAGAAACUAGUGGUUCAACAUCUGUAAAUAAUGCAGCAUCGAAAUUAGAAUUAGCUACGAAAGUAGCAGCUAGGCUUACAUUGAACAAAUAUGAAACUCGAGAUUAUAUGCAAGAAGCAACAACUUCAUUAUUUCAACAUGAUAGCACAUUAAAAUCAGCUGUAUCCAGUCGUAUUGUAGCACAACAACUAGCAAGUGAAUUAAAUCGAAAAUUAAAUUAUCAAAAGUCCGAGGAAGAAAUACAAGUAACUGGAAAUGCAUCGAAAAUGUUUGAAGAAGAAUUAGAAAUAAAUGAUUUUCCACAAAAUGCUCGAUCGAAAAACAUUUUUUUUUGUCUUUCAAAAUAUGAAACAUUAUUGCAUAUAUGUGAAUGUGCCAAUGUUGAUAUACUUGUACGUGGUCAAUAUUAUCCAAAUAAUAAAGAUGACAAACAGGGUAAUAUAAAACUUUAUUUACAAAUUAAAUCAUUAAUUGAACGUGAUCUUCAAUUGGCUAAAGAAGAAGUUGCUCGAAUAAUUAAGGAAGAAAUGAUGAAAAUGCAAAAUCCAGCUCUACAACUUGGUAAUUGUGGUCGUUAUAAAGUUUUAUUUAAAUUAUUCCUUUUUUUCUAUAUCUUGUAA